AUGACGGCACACAUCACGGACAACGGAGAUGUCUCAGAGGCAUUCGCAGUAACCGACGGAGUGAAACAGGGCUGCGUCCCGGCCCCCAUCCUCUUCGGUCUUAUGUUCUCUGCCAUGCUGAUGGACGCCUACCGUGGCGAACGCCCAGGGAUUCGCAUCACCUACAGGACAGACGGCCGCCUCUUCAAUCAACGGCGGAUACUCUUCCAAUCGCGUUUAUCCACAAUUACCGCCCACGAACUUCUGUUCGCCGACCACUGUGCCCUCAACACCACCUCGGAAGAGGACAUGCAAAGGACCAUGGACCUCUUUUCCGCCGCCCGCGAGGACCUCGGUCUGAUCAUUAACACGGAGAAGACGGUGGUUAUGCACCAACCGUCACCCAACACAGCUCCUCCCUAUAAUGCGCCGGAAAUCAGCUUGAACGGAACUCAACUGUUAGUGGUGGACAUCUUUCCGUAUCUGGGCAGCACCCUUUCCCGCAGCACGAAAAUCGACGAUGAAGUAGCCCGCUGGACUUCGAAGGCCAGUCAGGCCUUCGUCCGUCUUCAAAGCACAGUUUUGAAUCGUCAUGGUCUCCAGCCCAGCGCGAAACCUAAGACGCACAAGACCGUCAUCCUACGGAUAUUGCUGUAUGGAGCAGAGAACUGGACGGUGUACACGAACCAGGCACCUAGACUCAAUCACUUACGCCUCACUUGUCUUCGUCGAAUAUUAAACCUGCUGGCAGGAUCUUAUCCCAGACUCGGACGUACUGGAGUGGACGGGAAUCCUCAGCAUCUACGCCACACUAAGACAACUACAACCACGCUGGAGCGUCACCUUGUACAGAUGGUAGACGAGCAGCUUCCGAAACGACUCUUCGAUGGAAAUUUUGCGACGGGUUCACGCCGACAAGGACGUCAAGUCCGGCGCUACAAGGAUACUCUCAAUACUUACCUGGAGCGCCUGCAGAUCAUCCCGGCCAACUGGAAAGACCUAGGCCGGGACCGACCUACUGGGAGGAGCACAGUGAAGACAGGCGGAGUGAUCUUUGAAGCCAACUGCAUCACAGUCGCCAAAGCCAAACGCUAA
Messenger RNA from Spirometra erinaceieuropaei, 1074 nucleotides. The record is from the annotation of a GenBank genome assembly. Lineage: Eukaryota; Metazoa; Platyhelminthes; Cestoda; Diphyllobothriidea; Diphyllobothriidae.